CUAGAUAACACACAAUUGUAUAUUGAAUUGAUUGAACGUACAGUACAUCAUGCUCUCUCGUAUCCUUCUCGUUAUUACUGUACAUCUUGCAUUACUAGGUUAUUUUGCAAUAAGAUUUGUAAAUUCGGCGACUAUUAUAAAGCGAAAUCAAUGGUCUUCAAUUACAAGUUGCCCAUGCAGUUGUUGUUUAUUACCCAGUGCCACGGAUUGUAAAACGUAUUAUUUAUGUUUAGAUAAUGAAUUAUUCGAAAGAAAAUGUGAAGAUGGAGAAUUAUUCAAUCCCAUUCUUGAAAAUUGCGAUUUUGAAGACAGAGUUAUGUGUUUAAUUACUACACCUUCACCUACUCUAAAUCCAUUCGAAUGCCCAACAGCUAAUGGAUUAUUUAAAAAUCCUGCCGAUUGUAGCACAUUUUAUCAAUGUUCUAAUUACAUUCCUUAUUUGCAUAACUGUCCAGCGAGCCUUCAUUAUAAUGAAGAUAAAGAACAAUGCGAUUAUCCCGAAAAUGCAAAUUGCGAUAACAGUACCGGAUCAAGAACAAGAAUUACAACAGCUCAGCCAGAAAUUGAUAAGAACUGUACACAACGAAGUGGGAUGUUUCCUUAUACGAACUCGAGCCUCUAUCUUCAGUGUGAAAAUUGGCAUGGAAAAGUUCGUUCAUGUCCUCCAGACACGUUAUACGAUUACGAAAAUUGGAUUUGUACAAUUAAUAAAACGGCUUUAGUCCCCUUAACGGUUACAGAAUAGUACAACAAUAUAACUACUUACUUAUAUUACACUAUUGUAUUUAAUACAUUUCUAUCUUAUUUAUUAUAAAUAAUAAUAAUUUCUACUAUUUUAUCAUGUGUAAAAACACUUUCUUUUACUUUUUAU
This is a messenger RNA of Centruroides sculpturatus (bark scorpion), 871 nucleotides long. Its product is annotated as chondroitin proteoglycan 2-like. Lineage: Eukaryota; Metazoa; Arthropoda; Arachnida; Scorpiones; Buthidae. Gene Ontology annotation, molecular function: chitin binding. The transcript is spliced from 3 exons. The record is from RefSeq and is a predicted model, not a curated record. Bases 50 to 745 code for a protein of 231 amino acids. Gene Ontology annotation, cellular component: extracellular region.